AUGGAAAACAUAACGACGGCAAUCAACUACCUCAGCAAGCACUCAUCCAGUCUACACCAAUAUCCAGUGGACAGGAUACUUCUCGACCAUGCCUCUCUCCGGCAGAUCCUCACCUACGUCGUCCUGCCAGUCCUGGCCGCGUAUCCCGUUCUCACCUCGUUACUCCGCUUCCGCCGCGUGAGGAAGCUCCAGCAACAGUACUCGCAGUACUCGACACGGGAGUCUUUUUCCCGGAUGACGGAUCGCGAUGCGUGGGAGAUCCAGAAGGUCAUUGCGCAGUUGGAGUUUCCGUUCAUGUACGUCAAGGCGCUGCAGUUUGCGCUCUUCAGGACAUACGGCAUCCCAACCAUAUCGCAUACCCUGACGAAAACCUCCCAAUUCUCCGACCCGCGCACCGCCUUCAAGCGGUAUUCCGACACGUCGCUGCUGGUCACCGAGUUCGUCACAUGGGAGCCCUCGUCGGAGCGGGCCCAGGCAGCAAUCGCGCGGACAAACUACAUCCAUAGCGGCUACCGGUCCUCGGGGGCGAUCCGCGAGGAGGACAUGCUGUACACGCUGAGCCUCUUCGCGACGGAGCCGAUCCGGUUCAUCGACACGUACGAGUGGCGGAAACUCACGGAGCUGGAGAAAUGCGCCCUGGGCACGUUCUGGAAGAGCGUCGGCGACGCCAUGGGCGUCAGCUACGAGCCUCUGCCGUCCUUCCAGAAUGGUGGUUUCAGGGACGGCCUGCAUUGGCUGGAUGAGAUUUCGGCCUGGAGUCAGGCGUACGAGGCCAGGGCCAUGGUGCCGGAUCAGAAGAACAGAGAGACGGCCGACCGGACGACGGCUAUCUUGACGUACAUGCUCCCUGAGCCACUCAAGCAUGUCGGGUUGAAAUUCGUCCCGUAUAUGAUGGACGAUCGGCUGCGUCGAGCGAUGCUAUACGACCCCCCACCGCCCCUCUACGCAACAAUCUUCUCCUCCCUGCUGCAACUCCGCAAAUUCCUCCUCCGGUACCUGGCCCUCCCCCGACCAUACUUCCUCCGCUCGACGGUCCUCACCGAGAAACCCGACCCGCAGACAGGAACCUUCUACGUGACGAAAUGGGACGCGGCGCCGUACUACGUCAAGCCCACGGUCUGGAACCGCUGGCUCAGUCCCACGGCGUGGCUGACGCGCCUCCUGGGGCUUCCUGUCCCGGGCGACGAGGGGGAUAAGUACUACCCGAGGGGGUAUGACAUUGCCGAUGUAGGGCCCAAGGCGUUUGCAGGGAGGGGGAAGGAAUAUAUGGACAGACAGAAGGAGAUGCUGAGGAAGGAGAGGACGGGGGGGUGUCCGUUUCAUCCUUAA
Rasamsonia emersonii CBS 393.64 is the source of this 1329-nucleotide messenger RNA. RefSeq lists its product as uncharacterized. Gene Ontology annotation, molecular function: oxidoreductase activity. The record is from RefSeq and is a predicted model, not a curated record. NCBI's taxonomy places the organism in Eukaryota, Fungi, Ascomycota, Eurotiomycetes, Eurotiales, Trichocomaceae. Bases 1 to 1329 code for a protein of 442 amino acids. The transcript is spliced from 3 exons.